AUGACCUUCACCCAUCUUCAGUGCAUUGCUGAAAAUGACAACAUUUCAAAUAACAUAGACUCGCGAUUUCAAGUUUUGAGUCGGCAGUUUGAGAGGAUCUCCAGGGAGCGCCGUGCAUUCAAGGAAACAGAUCACAGCCUGAAUUCCCUCAAAUCCUGGAUUAAGAGUCUACCGAAAAUGACCAAGAGGCUUGUCUCGAGCCUGGCGAACAUGAUUACAGCUCUGAGGGAGAACAACCAUCUCAACCUUAGACAAAUCCAAAAGCAGAGAACAGGGUUGUCUGACUUGUCCCACAAGAUCCGGAAACAGCAAAGUCAUAUUGGCUCUUUGGAGUCCUUUAAGAAUCAGGUUCAACAUGGAAUGCGGGACCUUCAGGCUUCGCUCAAAAGGCAUCAGACCCAGAUAUUGAAGUUGGAGUGUCAGAUGCAAGGGUUGUUCAAGAUCAUUUCAACUUCUAAGGAAGAAGGAUUAGAUCCUCUCAAUUCUAUCAGGAAGCAACAAGUUGUAGUCCUGAGGCAUGUCCAGCCUAAACCGAAGUCUGAGGAAUACAGAAUGAGAGAUAGAAUGCCUUCUGGGCCCACUGAACAACCACAGACAUACACAAUAAGACACAGAAAACAGCAGCUCUGGCAGAGCACCAUACAACCAACAGUUCAGACUGAAGAGAAACUUUUUCAGCUUUCACUUCGACACAAAAUCCCACAUAUUCAAACCCCAAAGAGAGAAACCAAAAAGUAA
Molecule: messenger RNA, 738 nt
Organism: Carassius carassius (crucian carp)
Lineage: Eukaryota; Metazoa; Chordata; Actinopteri; Cypriniformes; Cyprinidae
Exons: 2
Coding region: 1-738 (245 amino acids)
Source: RefSeq, a predicted model, not a curated record